AUGGCCACUGCUAUUGCUUCAUCUUUCACCCUAUGUCAACAUGUACCAACAGAGAAUGAAGACGAAUGUCAAGAAGAACAAUAUUCACUUUGUCCACAUUGUGAUUUAUGGCUUUGUAUUCCACACACACUUGACCAUCAACAAAUUAUACAGGCCAAUGCUCAUGAACUCAAUGACCGUGCCAAUCAAGUACGACAACAGUUAACUGAACUGUCAAUUGAUUAUCUUUAUGAAGAUUGUAAGAAGAAAAUAGACGAAUGGAGAGAUCAAAUACACGCAGAAAUCAAUAUUCGACAUGCUGAAAUGGUUCAGCAACUGACUAAGUUAUACGAUGAACUUGCAGAAGAAGUAAAAGAAUUUAAACAGAAAAAGAUCGAAUCAUUUACGCACGAGAUUGUUGAACCACUUACUCGUAUGCUUACCAAACAAAAACAAGUUCAUCCGAAAGAAUUGAAAACUUUGGUAACGAAGUUGCAAUCUCUCGAGGAAAAAAUUGUAGAUAUUAAAAAACCUAAUGUAAUUCACAUGAAUUAUGAUGAAGUAAAAUUAAAUGGAGAGGUCAAUUUUACACGUCAACAUCCAUGCGAUGAAAUAGAAGCAACAUUGAAUAUUGAUCCAUCAUUAGAACUCGAAUAUCUGAAGAGGGCAGCGAUUCAUCGUUUCCAAUUAGAAACAAAUGGUUUGGCAUUAGCAGCAUCAGAUAAUUUCAUAUUGACGUUUGAAAGCCCUUCAACAUUACUUUUAUUUAAUAACGAAAUCCAACUUCGAUCUAUUGAUACAAAAGGUAACGAAGUAUGGGAUAUUUGUUGGUCUGAUACAAUGAAACUCUUUCUGAUUGCUGGGAAAAAACUUCAAACAUAUGAUAUUAUUCAUAACCAAAUAGUCGAUACGUCUGUUAACAAUCCACUAAGUAAUUCUAAUAUUUGGUCUGUUACUAGUUAUUUUCAUGAUGUACUUUUACUAUAUAAGCAUGAUUCGAUCAAACGUUAUUCAUGGCCUUCAUUCAAGCUAAAAACAAUGUGGCCAAAAAGUAGUUAUUUGGAAGAAAACAGUGAUUCUGGAGCAUCAUGCAUCCGUCUUAAUGAUAUUGGAAUAUUAGCGAUAAGUAUUAGACAAGAGGAUUUGCACUGGCGUAUAGAUUUGUUUGAUACACAGAUGCAACGAAUUCACCGUGGUGUUCCUCUAACCAACAAUGGAAAAGAUGAAUGGAAUUUUCCGUUUAUUUCUUUAACUAAUAAUGAAUGGAAUUUUCCGUUUAUUUCUUUAACUAAUAACGAAUGGCUCGUAAUGGAUGAAAGCUCCAGACCUCAAAUGUUGACAUUGGUCGAUAAAAAUGGAAAACUUAAACAACAAAUUGAGAAGGAAGGAUACAAUUUGGCUAUAAUGGGUGGAAGAUUUCUUGUUUUGCGUCAUAGUAACAGUUUACUGUUGUAUAAACUUUCACAAUAA
Messenger RNA from Rotaria sordida, 1449 nucleotides. NCBI's taxonomy places the organism in Eukaryota, Metazoa, Rotifera, Eurotatoria, Philodinida, Philodinidae. The record is from the annotation of a GenBank genome assembly.